Branchiostoma floridae (Florida lancelet) is the source of this 1559-nucleotide messenger RNA. RefSeq names its product structure-specific endonuclease subunit slx1-like. Gene Ontology annotation, molecular function: 5'-flap endonuclease activity; crossover junction DNA endonuclease activity. The transcript has 8 exons. Bases 219 to 1055 code for a protein of 278 amino acids. Gene Ontology annotation, cellular component: Slx1-Slx4 complex. Gene Ontology annotation, biological process: double-strand break repair via homologous recombination. Lineage: Eukaryota; Metazoa; Chordata; Leptocardii; Amphioxiformes; Branchiostomatidae. The record is from RefSeq and is a predicted model, not a curated record.
GGGAGGGGGGCAGGAAAUUCUGUGCGACAGCUGUAGCAACUGGUCGGCCAGCUGUUGUGUUUUUAGGUUUUAACUAGCUGUUGAUCAGCAAGUUCAAGCCAGGGAUUAAGUUGGUGAAAGAAAGACGAAAGAACGGACAGGGGAAGACAGUUGCCGAUUUUCGCAACGGAAUAUUCACAACAUAGAAAAGCUGCUGCAAGUGAGAAAUAUUAUUGACGAUGGUGGUGGAAAUUGAAAACUUCUACGGCGUGUAUCUGCUGUACUGCAUCAACCCCAAGUACAAGGGGCGGACGUACAUCGGCUUCACGAACGACCCGAACCGGCGCAUCAAGCAGCACAACACGGGAACAAAGGCGGGAGGCGCCCGGAGGACGUCCGGCAGGGGGCCCUGGGAGAUGGUACUGAUCAUCCAUGGCUUCCCCAACAAUAUCUCAGCUCUCAGGUUUGAGUGGGCGUGGCAGCAUCCUGACAAAUCUCGUAGACUCAGACACCUCCCCAAGAAGUCAAGCAGAGAGACAGCUUUUCAGCACAAGUUCCGCCUGGUGUCCAACAUGUUGCGGGUGGGACCCUGGUGUAAGCUGCCUCUCACCAUCAGAUGGUUGAAGCAGGAAUACAUGCUGGAAUUUGAUCCCCUUCUCCAGCCACCAAACCACAUGCCUAUAGCCUAUGGACCUGUUCAGAGUAAGAAGCUGAAAAAGAACAAGGCAGAGUCUGUUGCCAAGGAUACACAGAGCAGUCAAGUUGAUGAUGAUGAUGAUGAUUUUGUACAUCUCUCUCAAGCCAGAGCGACCAGAUGUGAUGUCUGUGUGAAGAGACUACAGGACCCUGAAAGUCAGGUGUCAUGCGUGCACCCAAGCUGCAGCAUGAAGGCCCACAUGACCUGUCUGUCCAGGCACUUCCUCAGGAGAACAGAGGACAGCCUGUUGCCAGUGGAGGGAACCUGUCCGAAGUGCAAGGUUAGUCUACUGUGGGGAGAAGUCAUCAGGCAGAAGUUGGGAUGCCAGGAUGUUCCUCCAGAUUCUGAUGAUAAAGCACACUGGACAGAUGAAGUAUGAGGGACAUUAAACUGGACCAAUAUGGACAGACCCAACCACUGGACAUCUUUAAUGCUAGUACUGUCUUCUGUUGAAGAACAUUUAGAGGAAUGGGUGGGUGAAAUAUCAGCUGUAACUAUAUGCAUCCUUCAGUCUGAUACUUUGCUACAAAUGUGGUUUGUAUGGAAAACAAUGCACUAAUCAAAUACCUGUUUGUUCAACAAAUGUCCAUAUUAGUUCUGACUUCAUGUUGCAGGUUUCUACUUUGCUGUACAAAAAUUUUAAUCUAUUAUCGUUUUAGUAGAUUGUUAUGAAAUAUUGACAUUGUCUUUAAUCUUAUAACCUUAAUUUUAUCUAUCAUGUAAAAUAAGCUAUUUAAAUGCAGUUUUAUUUGGAGUUGAGCAAUAUUUUGAGCUGUAUUUCAAUGAUAAUGAAGUUACCACAAAUUGAUGCUCGACAGCCAAAAGUAUGUUUUUAAAGUUUGUAUUUAUUUCAACAAUAAAGUUCUUGACCACAACAGAGAAA